Phoenix dactylifera (date palm) is the source of this 486-nucleotide messenger RNA. NCBI's taxonomy places the organism in Eukaryota, Viridiplantae, Streptophyta, Magnoliopsida, Arecales, Arecaceae. The record is from RefSeq and is a predicted model, not a curated record.
AUGUUGGGGGCCAACCAAGCUCAGAACUUCAAAACCUCUCUGAAACAAAGCAACUCUAAACUCCACAAAGCUGUGCAGGAAAUUGCCAGGGGAAGCCAUCAAUUCACUUCACUGGAGGUGGAUCAUGCAUGCACCCCAGAAGAAGUACAGCAGCAUUUCCAAUCUUGUGGAACAGUAAACAGGGUAAAAAUUCUAACUGACAAGUUUGGCCAGCCCAUAGGCUUUGCUUAUGUGGAAUUUUUGGAAACUGAAGCUGUGCAAGAGGCUCUCCUGUUGAACGAAUCUGAAUUACAUGGCCGCCAACUGAAGGUAUGUGCCAAACGUGCAAAUAUCCCUGGAAUGAAGCAGUACCGGCCACCGUGAUUCGAUCCAUACUUCGCCUACCGAUGUAGGAGGCCAUAUAUGCAGCCAUAUUUUUACUCGCCGUAUGGAUAUGGGAAAGUUCCCAGAUUCAGAAGGCCAGUGCGCUAUAGACCUUACUACUAA